GGCAAAAGCCAAGUGGGCGGGGCACAUGCAAUCUUCAUUCUGAAGUUCUCUGUAUUUCUGCUACAGGCUUAGAUCUAGCUGCUAAGCUAGCUAUGGGACGAGUUAGUAAGCACAAGAAGAUAAAAGCAAUGGAUCCAUUCUACAAAGGACCCAAGAGAGAGCCAUCCAAAGAAGAGAACCUUCCCCCAGGCAGUCUCACUGAUGAUCAGCCAGUGCCAAAAUCUCUAUUGCGUAUUGUUCGCUCAAGUUCUGGAAAGUCUGAUAAGAAGAUGAAACGAAGACAGAAACCAACCGAAACAUCCCAUACCAAGGAGAUGGGAAUUAAUGCUUUGGAGGAGCAGACAUUUUCACGUAGGGAGGGAGAGAGUCUUAACGAUUAUCUGGACAGAAUCGACAUUGAGAGCAGGGAACGCUUGGUGGAGUUGUCUAAGAAGAGCAAAGGAACCUCAGAGAGAAGGAAGAAGUACUAUGAAAAGAGAAAGAAGAGAUUAGCGUCAAAGAAGGGCCAUAAAGACGAAGGUGUCGAGUUCAAUGACCUGAAAGAUACUGUUCGGUUUGGAGAGGUUGUGAGCGCCCCUCCCAAACUAAGUGCUAAGCCUCGAAGAAAAUCGGAUAAGGUUCAGAUUACUCUACCCAGUGGCAAAUCAAACAAGCCAGACCAAGGCCCUGUUGUUGUCGGAUUGAAGAGGAAGCAAGACAUUGAAGAAGAGAGAGAGAGACUGAUUCAACGAUAUAGAAUGGCUAAAAAAACAAAAGUCGAAAUAACUAAACAGCAAUAAAUUACGUGGAUUAACAGAACUAUAGCGCUUUUAAUGUGAUCAUGUGUGCACCGUUCAAUUUCCUCUCAACGUAAUUAUUAUUUGUGCUGCUGUGCGUCUUUUCAUGCAUUUAUGUAUUGAUCUGGUAUUAUUA
Messenger RNA from Halichondria panicea, 912 nucleotides. Its product is annotated as coiled-coil domain-containing protein 137-like. Lineage: Eukaryota; Metazoa; Porifera; Demospongiae; Suberitida; Halichondriidae. The transcript has 4 exons. The record is from RefSeq and is a predicted model, not a curated record. Bases 93 to 779 code for a protein of 228 amino acids. Gene Ontology annotation, cellular component: nucleus.